Messenger RNA from Spizellomyces punctatus DAOM BR117, 929 nucleotides. RefSeq lists its product as uncharacterized. The record is from RefSeq and is a predicted model, not a curated record. NCBI's taxonomy places the organism in Eukaryota, Fungi, Chytridiomycota, Chytridiomycetes, Spizellomycetales, Spizellomycetaceae. The coding region runs from base 6 to 335 and encodes 109 amino acids. The transcript has a single exon.
CCAUCAUGUCGGCCAUCAACAGACCUCACAUUCCUUCCCUCCGUCUCUUCCGUGAAGCUCUGAGAGUUAUACGGCUGCAAAGAGGCUUUGGCAUACCCACCUCCACAGUAGGCAGAGUACUGGCGAGAAACGAUCCACACCGGCGAAAACUAGCGUCGAACCUUCGACAACUGUAUGAGCUCUACCGGGAAGAAUCUGAUCCAAAAAAGGUGGAACAUUUAAUAGAGAUGGGUAGACAUGAUUUGGAGGUUUUGAGGGCUCUGGCAAAGGCGGAUGAACUAGGGCUGGGACGUCGGACAGGGGAAACUGUUGGUGAUAACGCCAAUACGACGUAAGAAAGACCGAAUGACAUAUUAAGAACUGGCAGAUGCUUCCAGGACAGGAAUGCAUAUGUAUUGCCAUCAAAAGGUUCGAAAGUACAGUCGAAGAGACGGUAAGACAAUACGAGAGGGGAGUGGGUGAUUUGGAUGGUGUCCGCUUCACAGCCACUACCAUACCCUUUUCACACCUCGCUUUGCCGAUCGUGCCGCUCUUCGCCCUUCAACUCCGGAUUCCUUUGUUUCGCAAACCGAUACGUAGACCCUGCGUGCUGUAAGCAGCUCAGACACAGGCGGUUUGAAGGGAUCUCGAUGUCGCAUAACUGAGCCACGAUCGUAAUGGCAUUUGGUGCGUAUUUUCAGGAGGGGCUUUUGGGAUGAGCAGAGCUGUACGAAAUCUGACAGAUAGUGUAAAAGACAGUAUCCAGCUGCCUCCAAUCCAAAUCAUUUCUCCGCGGUGUCCUAUGGACAGGCCCUUGAUGUAGAUCCAGCUUCUUGCUCUGUUAGUGUAGAGGCCAACUCGUGCUUUACAAAAUUACAAAAUUGCUGCUUGCUACCUCAAGGUCUUUACAAACAUGUUUGUACAAAAAAAAGAGGUGGUCAAAAAAUUAC